UACACUGCCGUCGAUGGAAAAAUGGCGUUACGAGCAGCUCUAGACUGUAACAAAAAGUGGGGCAGUAGUAGAGUCAAGAGACCACUAUGAUUAACCAACGUUUGUCGGUCCACUUAAGUACAGAAAACUGCUAUUAGUCAUAUAAAUGUAUAUUAAUACAGUUGCACACUCGACUUUGUAAAGGCGCGCCACAGAUGGACAAAGACAGACUCGCAGCUGGUGCAUGCUCAUGGCUGGAUAUGCAUCACUUUAUUGGUGACCUUAUGGCAGCAAGUGCUUCAGUCUCUGGUCAUCAACUCAGAGAGCAACGUACAGAGGAGACAGUGAGUUCUGUUUGGCCCAAAGUCUCUCAUCCUCCCCAGUCUACUUCAUCCAGACAGAGCCAGGUGAAAAGUGCCGUCCGGUUUGGUGUGCAUUCUGAGGAAAAGGAAAAAGAGCCCAGAGACCAUGUUCAGCAUCGUACCUGCACAUGUCCUGGCUGCCCUCUUUCCUCAUCUACUUCUAGUUCCUCAAUCCAGACCCUGAAACCAAGAACCAGCCCGGCCACACAGAUCCAACCACCUUCGCCCCUACAAUCCACCCUGCAACAGCAGGCCAAAGAGCCCAGCCAUGCCUCUGUCGGCCUGGGAUUGUGUCUAGGUUUGGGUCUCUCUCUGGAAGAGGAAAACAGAGAGCCCAGCAGCACAUCUGGUCACCCCCAACAGGAAGACAAAGGCACUAGCACACACAGCCCAAUCCCUCAGGCAAAUCCCGAGUCCACCAGUGUGCCGCCUGUUCAGGCCUUUGCAUGUCUAUGCUGCCACCGUGGCUUGCAAACCUGUAGCCAACUUCUCCGUCAACAAAAGGACCCAGAGGCACAUGUUGCCCACCACCACUUCCAUCACCACCACUGCCCGCUCACCACCUGCACAUCAUGUACGCUCCCCUCCUUCCCUUGCCUGUCCUGCCAGCGCACCUUCCCCACUUGCGCCGAGCUCCUGCGGCAUCAGCAGGGCCACUCUCAGCAGGAGGGCCUGCAGCAGCUCCCGUGCAUGCACUGCAAUGCCUCUUUUCCCCGGCCGUCUCAACUGCUGCAGCACCAGCGAACUCAGCACGCAUCCAAAGCAGGCGGCUUCCUGUGCGCCGAGUGCGGACGUGCGUUCAACUCGCACAGCAAUCUGCGCAUCCACCUCAACGUGCACACUGGCGCCCGACCGUACAUCUGCACCGACUGCGGCAAGAGUUUCAGCCAGUCCGGGGCACUUAAGAUUCACCGCCGCAUUCACACCGGAGAGAGGCCGUACACCUGUUCUUAUUGCGGGAGGGGUUUCCCUCACCUGGCUGGGGUAAGAGCGCAUCAGCGAAUUCACACCGGGGAGAAACCGUACAGCUGCAGUCAGUGUGGAAAGUGCUUUACUCAGUCUGGGGCUUUGAAAAUCCACACUCGCAUCCACACCGGCGAGAGGCCUUUCGUGUGCGGCCUCUGUGGGAAGAGCUUUUCGAACCGCUCCGGCAUCCGCUUUCAUCACCGCACGGUUCACGGGAUCGUGACGGAGCCCAACUCUGUGGGCAGGCCUAGUCUGGCUGCCUCUGCGUCAGCCACAGUUUCAGAAUUCCAGAGAAUCCAAGCCUCCAGUCUCGACCAGAUUCAUCUCCGGCAAAUGGAAGGGAAGAGUCCAGCUAGUAAAGAGCAGUUAAGUGGGGAUGGGGACAAAGCCGCUCUUCCGUAUGCCUGCGAGGACUGCGGACAACGCUUUCCAGAUGCUCCGACUAGAAAUAGACACCAGACGUUGCAACACUAUUCUUCGGAAGAAAGAGAGAAGGAAGAGAGCAGCUCAGCUAAAACUAAAGAUUAGGCAACAGUUUCUGACUGUAUUUUAAAAAGAGAGGGAAGAAAAAAGGGCAACUUUAAUGUGUAAUGUAUUGAGCCUGAAACAUGAUGUCAGUCCCCUCACACUAACUAUCUUGUUAAGUCAUGACUCGUGACACAAGAAAUACUGUUUCUAUACAUUUCAAUUGAGUACUAUCUCAACAGGCGUUCAUGGGCAAUAUUUAUUCAAAUUAAGCAAAGUUAAUGUGGCGUACACUACUAUCUCUGGGCUCACAGUGUUUUAACGAUUUAUAAAAUCUGAGAUUUCGGUACAGAGAUAAAGGUUAGGAUUGUGAUUGUUUAGUAUUAUUACCACGCAGUGUGGGCUAGCAUUGUUUGCUGUCUGUUUCUGGCAUUUGAUGAGCAUUUGGAUCCAGAUAUGGUGAUGCGUGGUGUCAGACAUAACAAGCAAAAUCUUGUUUUGGUAAUGUACAUUUCUUUUUCUUGUUAUUUGUGCCUCUAAAAAGCUAAAUUGAGACAACCUGUAACUGCACCUUAAACAUUAAAGCUUUGCCUAUUAGUAUAAAACUAUUUACGUUUUAAGUAUUAGGGUAUUUACGUAUAUAUAUUACAAAACCUGGGGCCAGCUGUUGAGACAGUCUCUCAAGGUUUAGAAUAACCCACUAGCAGUUAGUCUUACUUUUUGUUAUCAAAUUAGGCCAAUCUACCUUAAAUUUUUAAAAAAAUCAUUAAGUCAUUUUUUACUUUUUAAUCAUUUUAAAAAACAUUAGGAGGACUAACUUGUUAGACUAGUCUUAGCGGUUCAUUCAACCGCUGGCCCCUUCUAGUUUUUCCACCAUCUGGCUGAAUGGUUACCAGAAAGCAAAGGGAAGGAUGCUAGGUUUACAACUGACAAGCGACCAUCAGCAUGAUUCUCCUGUCUUAAGUACGUUUAGCUAAAUGUAGUGAGAAAUCCAAGUGUAGGAACGGAUUAUAAUUGCACUGUAUCGAACUGUCUGAAAUGCUACUCUGGGACCGCUUACAAUGAUGGUGGAAAGGUGUUUUAUUUUACACUUAAGGACUUUUUUUAUGUAGGCCUAUGUAUGUGCAAGAAUUUAGUAGUUUUGCUUGUUUUUUUGUUGUUGUUGCUUUUAAUAUUUAUUUUUAGUGUCCAAAUGAACUUCUAAUGCUAUCUUGAUGUUGAGCUGGAUAAUUAAGAACGUUUUCUGGUUGGAUAAUUUCUUAGGUUUUAACAUAAGGAAAAAAGUAGGCCUAAAAUAGACGGAGUAAGUUCUCUGUUGUGCAUUGGCUGAAGUAAUAGUGCCUUUCUUAAUGGGAAUCUGGCAAAGCACAUGCAAACCAAGACAAAUAUUUAGAUUCUGGCCAUAGCAGUCAAAAAUCAAAUAUGGCCAUCAAUUGCUACAACUGUUCUAUAAAUGUGUAUUUAAAUGAAAUGAAGCUCUUGCCAUUUUUGAAUGCCUUUCAGCUUGUUGUGUGGGGAUGAAUAUUAUGACAUAAUUUAGGACAUAUGAUUUACCUGUUGUUGCUUAUGGUGUAUGCAGGGCCUGACAGUACGCAAGAGUCAAGGGGCUGCCAUUUUCACAGUUGGUCAAAGGUGUGUUAAAGAUAUCUUUAGAUAUCUCUGAAUUAUUACUCAGAAUUAAAGUUUGGCAAAACUGUAAUGGGAAAAGUAUUGUCCAUUAUUGUUGUCCAUUUUGUAUCUUCAGCAUUACUACACCAUUGAUAUAUAAACCCUCCUUAUGUGGUAUUGUGUUUGACCGAUCAUUAAUAUUAGUGAUUGUAACCUCUCAACUUGAUGAUACUUUUUGUACAUCUGUCAGUUCAGCUCAUCUCUACAUGUUAAUUGUGUACACAUACCAACAAAAAUAAAUGUUGAUUGACCUUAUUUGAACUUUA
Pimephales promelas (fathead minnow) is the source of this 3706-nucleotide messenger RNA. RefSeq lists its product as uncharacterized. Gene Ontology annotation, biological process: regulation of transcription by RNA polymerase II. Gene Ontology annotation, molecular function: RNA polymerase II cis-regulatory region sequence-specific DNA binding; DNA-binding transcription factor activity, RNA polymerase II-specific. NCBI's taxonomy places the organism in Eukaryota, Metazoa, Chordata, Actinopteri, Cypriniformes, Leuciscidae. The record is from RefSeq and is a predicted model, not a curated record.